Messenger RNA from Hippopotamus amphibius kiboko, 764 nucleotides. RefSeq names its product NOP16 nucleolar protein (gene NOP16). The coding region runs from base 94 to 630 and encodes 178 amino acids. Lineage: Eukaryota; Metazoa; Chordata; Mammalia; Artiodactyla; Hippopotamidae. The transcript has 5 exons. The record is from RefSeq and is a predicted model, not a curated record. Gene Ontology annotation, cellular component: nucleolus. Gene Ontology annotation, biological process: ribosomal large subunit biogenesis.
AAGCCGCGCGCUCACUAGCCGGAAGGAGUCGCUACACGAGGCACUUGGAGCGAGAGGCACCGGGUCUGUGUUCUCUGUGCUGUGGUCUGCGCGAUGCCCAAGGCCAAGGGGAAGACCCGGAGGCAGAAGUUCGGUUAUAAUGUUAACCGAAAGCGUCUGAACCGGAAUGCUCGACGCAAGGCAGCGCCGCGGAUCGAAUGCUCCCACAUCCGACAUGCCUGGGACCAGACCAAAUCUGUGCGGCAGAACCUGGCCGAGAUGGGUUUGGCUAUGGACCCCAACAGGGCGGUGCCCCUUCUUAAGAGAAAGGUAAAGGCCAUGGAAGUGGAUGUAGAGGAGAGGCCUAAGGAGCUUGUGCGGAAACCCUAUGUGCUCAAUGACCUGGAGGCAGAAGCCAGCCUUCCAGAAAAGAAAGGAAAUACGCUAUCUCGGGAUCUCAUUGACUAUGUUCGCUACAUGGUGGAGAACCAUGGGGAGGACUAUAAGGCUAUGGCCCGGGAUGAGAAGAAUUACUAUCAAGAUACCCCAAAACAGAUUCGGAAUAAGAUCAACGUCUAUAAGCGUUUUUACCCAGUGGAGUGGCAAGCCUUCAUCGAUUCUUUGCAGAAGAAUAAGAUGGAGGUUCAGUGACUGGUUUACGCCUGCCCCAGGUUGAGGCUUCCUCCUGGACCAGAGAAGCUGGAGCCAGGGUUUAAGGCAAGGAGGGGUACGUGGCUACAGAUGAGGCUAGCCGAACCCCAUGGAAUCAAAAGGUUAUUACACAC